AUGAAGUCAUUGGAUUCUCCCGUCAAAGUAGAUCUAUACCGCCAUAUUUCUUUACCAGUGUCUGCUAUAAAGUUCUUACAACUGUGGUUUUACAUUCCUUAUUCAAAAAAGUCCAUCAAAUUCUGGCUUGCUGUAACUAUUCGCGUUUUUUUGGGGAUAUUUGUGUUUGUGAUUCCCACAUUAACUCAAUUGAUAUACAUCGUUCGAUUGCUCGCAUCUGGAAAAGCUGAAAUUCAAGAAAUUGCUGCGACCAUAAACCUGGUCCUAACAGAAAUGCUGUGCUCGUUCAAACUGCUCGACUUGCGCUUACGCCGCGAUGUUCUUACUGAACUGUCAGAUCAGCUCAUUAGCGAGCAACUGAAUUGUUUCGAAACUCAAAGGAUUUUGGAGAAAGGUGUAAAACUUUCGCGGCGCCUCUUCUGUGGAUUGUUGCUCGGGUCUGCCCUCGACGUUUUGGUUCACGUCGUUGUAGUGCCAUCACUCAAAAACUUUGAAACUAUACCCCUGAAGAUGGAUUUUAUAUUCAUUGAUGUAAAUGAUCCGGCUUACUUUGAUUACGUUUGUGCAUAUCAGAUUUUGUACAAACCGACAAUGAUCACAACUUACGUCGCCUUAAACGUAUAUCCGUGGUCAUUUAUGUGCUGUGCAAAUAGCCAAUUGGACGUUUUAAUCAACAAAUUAGAAAAUAUGAAAGAGCUCAUUAAAAUCACCAAGGCGGAAAGGAGCUGUGACGAGAGCGAUGCCUACGAAAUAAUAUUUAAGGGCUGCGUACUUCAUCAUUCUGCUAUUUUAAGAUUCACAAAGUCGAUGCAAGCGACUUUUAGCGGGCAGAUGUCAUUGAAUCUGUUUGUAAGCGCUUGCAUCAUCGGGACAACUGCCGUUCAAAUCAUUUCAAUCGAGUUGCCCAGACAUAAUAUAACCGAGGUGGUUUGGGUUCUGGUGUAUUUAUCCAUCAUCAUAGGGAACCUUUUUGUCGAAUGCUAUUUUGGGAACAGUAUUACACACAAGAGCUUAAAGAUUCCAACAAUAGUGUUCGCUGGGCCGUGGGUUGACCUGCCCAUAAAGAUGAAGCGAAACCUGGUGAUAUUCAUAGCUAAAGCUCAGCAACCCAUCGUCCUAACUGCAGCCAAAAUCGUUCCUGUUUCAAUGCAGACAUUUACCACGGUAAUGAACUGGACGUACAAAGGCUUUGCAGUUAUGAAUCAAAUGAAGAAAUAAUUUUGGAAAUAAUAAA
Ostrinia furnacalis (Asian corn borer) is the source of this 1234-nucleotide messenger RNA. RefSeq names its product odorant receptor 22b. Gene Ontology annotation, cellular component: plasma membrane. Gene Ontology annotation, molecular function: olfactory receptor activity; odorant binding. Lineage: Eukaryota; Metazoa; Arthropoda; Insecta; Lepidoptera; Crambidae. The record is from RefSeq and is a predicted model, not a curated record. The transcript has 9 exons. The coding region runs from base 1 to 1218 and encodes 405 amino acids. Gene Ontology annotation, biological process: detection of chemical stimulus involved in sensory perception of smell; sensory perception of smell.